CCACACCAUACUGAGACCGGCGCUCUGAUUCCUGGCAAUGGUGGUGUUCCUGGAACCACUAUUGUUAAAGUUAGGCAUACGCCCAAUCCACGAGCGACCUAUCAGAUCCCACCCAAUGUUGUUGAAUCGUGUCCCGGAAAUCUUCCUAAUAUGGAGAAACACACAAAAACUGAUAUCGAUGAUGAUGAUUAUGAUGACUUUGAAUUGAAGACGGUCCACAAUAAAUCCUCUUAUCCACUCCACUCAAGUGUCAAUGAUCCCGUAAUCUCUAGUGUUGCUUGCCAUGUAAAUAACCAAACUAAUACAGCUUCUUCCAACAGCAAUGUCGAAGUUUACAGCGUCAAACGCCAGCACCAACUGGUAUCCGGUCAGCCAACAAAGGUAGUCAGUAUCGAACCUCUAAGCAAGCCACGAUACAUAACUGCGGUUGGAUCUUCAAUGACAACUUUGAGACAGGAAAAAAGCACCAACGAUAUGCUUCUCCUUAGUGCUCAAGCUUCGGUCCACCAGUCUUCAAACAGCUCUGAUAUGUCUAGUUCCUCCAUUGUGAAUACAAAACGUACUGUAGUCCACAAACUCCAUUCUUUUAGGAAGAUCUUGCCAAAAUCACCAGACAGAUCAUCCUCGGUUCAUGCUCCAAAUUCAGGCCCUGCUAUACUACCUUCUGCUUUGGCAUCUUCCCCAUCAUCUUGUCUCAGCAAUCCACUUUUAACAGGGACUGCUACGGUUCGUGUUUCAACUGGCUCCUUUAUUCCUCUACAACCUCCAAUUCAACAACAGGGGCCUCUUUUGCACGGCCAAGUCAAUUCAACCAUCCGCAGAAUCUCUCAAUCGAACAUCACGCCUUCUAUUAAUAGAGAAGCCCAUCCCCAACUUUUGAAAACUUUGUUAGAGGAAGGCGAUGCUCGUAGUAUUACACCAGCGCAACCACAAAUAGAUGAGGGACUCCAUGCUUUAAAUAUUAGUGCCUGA
Molecule: messenger RNA, 972 nt
Organism: Protopolystoma xenopodis
Lineage: Eukaryota; Metazoa; Platyhelminthes; Monogenea; Polystomatidea; Polystomatidae
Source: the annotation of a GenBank genome assembly